UUCUCUCUUUGUAUCGAUCAAGUCUUCUCUUUCUCUCUCUCUCUCUAUCUCUCUCUCUGGUUCAACGGGCAAAGUAUUUUUCGAAUAAAGUUUUGGUUUUUUUAACGUUCCUUUCUCACCUCCGUCUUCUUCUGGUGGUGAAUUCGUGUAUCUGUAUAUCUCGAUGAGCUGUAGUUUGAAUCCAGCGGCUACUUCUCCAGAUGAGAUGGAUCUUCAGGAAGAAACAGGUGAAGUGAAAAUUGAGGAUAAGUGUGUAGAAAAUAAGCAAUCAACACCUGCUUCGUGCUCUUCUCUAUCUGAAGGCAGUGCUGGUAGUUCCCACAAGUCUCCUCCUACUGUUGCUAGUCCUGCCAUUGCAUCACCAGCUCAUAGGUACCUCGGGAGGACGAGCGGUCCUAUAAGGCGGGCGAAAGGCGGGUGGACUCCUGAAGAGGAUGAGACAUUGAGACAGGCAGUUGGCACUUUUAAAGGGAAAAGCUGGAAGAAGAUAGCGGAGUUUUUCAAUGAUAGAACUGAAGUACAGUGCCUGCACCGGUGGCAGAAAGUUCUUAAUCCGGAUCUUGUUAAGGGACCUUGGACACAAGAGGAGGAUGAGAAAAUCGUUGAACUCGUUGAGAGAUACGGGCCUGCGAAAUGGUCUGUUAUUGCACAGUCUUUACCAGGUCGAAUUGGGAAGCAGUGUCGAGAAAGGUGGCACAACCAUUUGAAUCCUGAUAUUAACAAGGAUGCUUGGACCUCAGAGGAAGAAGUAGCUCUCAUAAAUGCUCAUCGAAUCUAUGGAAACAAGUGGGCUGAAAUAGCCAAGGUCUUACCCGGCAGGACUGAUAAUGCAAUAAAGAACCAUUGGAAUAGUUCAUUGAAAAAGAAGUCAGAUUUCUACUUAGUCACUGGUAGGUUACCACCACCACCAAUACCAAAGAACGGUGCUCCUGAUAGUGUAACUAAACGUUCAUCAUCUGCUCAGAAAAGGUGUUCUGAUUCAGUAACUCAACCCCCAUCACGAAAUACAGAUGUAAAGAACCCUGAUGAAAGUGGAAAUGGCCAAUUAAAAUCUUCUGUUCCGCUUGAAGAAAUAGGAGCUGCUUCAAGAAUGAAUGGUGUUAAUGGCCAAUUAAACUCUUCUGUUCCGCUUGAAGAAAUAGGAGCUGCUUCAAGAAUGACUGGUGUUAAUGAGUAUGCUUGUUCUCCUCAGUUUCUUAACCCAGAGCCAUUGCCAGAGAAUGGUGGAGUUGCAAUGAAUGGUUAUCGUCAUCUCUACUACAAGCCUCAAACAGAGUAUUACGUGGCAUCAGAAGUGGAUACGCAGCGUAUGUAUGGGCAUGAUUGUGGUUGCAGUCCCAUCGCAUCACCAGUUAGCUUCUUCACUCCACCGCCGUGUAGAAAUAAGUACAGUAACGGUUCAACACCAAGAAGUCCUGAAUCUUUCCUGAGAGAAGCUGCCAGAACAUACCCAAACACACCUUCCAUUUUCAGGAAAAGACGACCCAGGGUUGUUGUUCCGGAUGACAACAGUGCUGCGAAAACAGAUGAAGCUAAAGAGGUUGAUCAAAAGGUGAACGAUGGUAAAGAUAGUUCAGAGAGUCCUGACAUUGAAGAGAUUCAUAACAAUGGAUCAAGUGCUUACAAUCUAUCUCCUCCGUACCGGAUAAGAUCGAAAAGGACAGCAGUUUUCAAAUCAAGACAGCUUGAGUUUAUAUCUGCAGAGGAAGAGAAGGCUGAUGAUGAAACCAAAUCAGCUGAGAAAGAUAUGUUGAUUGAUUGAGACUCUCUCAACCCCUAGGCUAUAGGCUAAACAGAGAUAUCCUCCUUAUUACACGCUUUGGUUUUUUAUAAAAUUUUUUUAAUAUAUUUUUGGAUUAAUGGUAAAAAGCUGUGAUUAGUUCAAAGAAUAAUUUGCAACUCUUCACAUGAGUUCGGUGUU
Camelina sativa (false flax) is the source of this 1921-nucleotide messenger RNA. Its product is annotated as transcription factor MYB3R-3. Gene Ontology annotation, cellular component: nucleus. Gene Ontology annotation, molecular function: RNA polymerase II cis-regulatory region sequence-specific DNA binding; DNA-binding transcription factor activity, RNA polymerase II-specific. The record is from RefSeq and is a predicted model, not a curated record. NCBI's taxonomy places the organism in Eukaryota, Viridiplantae, Streptophyta, Magnoliopsida, Brassicales, Brassicaceae. Gene Ontology annotation, biological process: regulation of DNA-templated transcription.